AUUGGGGGUCCCUGGGGGUGGGCGGGGAACGAAUUUCUUGGACGGAGGCCGCGGGACAAGUCAAGACCACCGGGGCCCGAAGGGAAAGCCCUGGCAGAGGAAGCCCGGCCGGAGGGAAAAGCGGACCGGCCCGCACAGCGCCAGCUUCGCCCCGUUCCAACUGCCCCAUCCUGUCCCGGAGACCCACCUGGUCGCCGAGCGGCUGCUUGCCCCUGGCUCCCGCCGGCGCCGUUCCAGCCGGCUUUCCCGCGCGCCGGUCCCCUAGACGGGGCGGUCUGGGCUCCCGGCAGAGCGCAGCGGGUCCUGCUCUGAUGGGCGCGCCGCGCUGGCCCCGCCCUGCUCUCGGGGGCCCAGCCUUCCCCUGCCUGCCCCCUUUGCCGGGAGGGGGUCGCAGCGCGGUCUCCUCCCCGGGGCUGCUCCUCCGGGACCCCGCCGGUGGCUCCUCCUCCCGCCGCUCGCUCCCAGCCCAGCUGCCCGCCCGCCCGCUCGCCUGCUAGCUCGGCGCUUGCUGGCUGGCUGGCUCGGAGGCGGAGGAAGCCGCAGCGGCUCCUUGAACACGCCCGAGUUCAGCCCGGGGUCAGGCGGAGUUCGCGGCCCGGCCUUUACCUUUUCCGCCGCCGCGGCGCUCCCGGCACAUGGGGACCAGCCGGCGCAGCCUCCACCAACCGGCCUGAGGCGCUGCGAGGGGCGCAGAGGAGACACCGCCGCCGCCGCCGUGGCAGCCGGGCAGAGCCAUGCGUGUCCACGCAGACCUCGCCUGCCUGGCCGAUCCGACGGGGCUUCCAGGCGCAGCGAUGUUGGAUGCCUCGGAGGCGACGGGCCACUCCCGGCAGCUGCUGCUCCAACUCAACGCGCAGCGCACCAAGGGCUUCCUUUGCGACGUGAUCCUGGUGGUGCAGAACGCGCUCUUCCGCGCGCACAAGAACGUCCUGGCGGCCAGCAGCGCCUACCUCAAGGCCCUGGUAGUUCACGACAACCUCAUCAACCUGGACCAGGAGAUGGUCAGCCCGGCCGUCUUCCGCGCCGUCCUCGACUUCAUCUACACCGGCCGCCUGGGCCCCGGCGCCGAGGGCGAGGCUGAGCCGGCCGGCGGCGCAAACGCCGAGCCCGCCUUGGGAGCCAUCCUGGCCGCCGCCAGCUACCUCCAGAUUCCGGACCUGGUGGCCUUGUGCAAGAAGAAGCUGAAGCGCUCCGGCAAAUACUACCAGCUGCGCGGCGGCGGCGGCGGGAGCUAUUCGGCCUCCUCGCCCUUCGGAAAGCUGGCCAGGGGCCUCCGCGCUGCCACGCCGGUUAUCCAGAGUUGCUUCGGGGCUCCGCCGCGGCCGGUGGAGCCGAGCAAUCCGCUCAGCACCCACUGCGGGGAGCUGUACGCUGCCGCCGCCGCCGCCCACCCACACGGACUGUGCCCCCCGCUCUGCGGUCUUGACCUCUCCAAGAAGAGCCCGAACGGACCCUCCCCGCAGUUGCCCCCGCAGCCCCCGUCCGAGAGCCGCCUCCGAGCAGCGGUGGAGAGCCGGGAGGGCGUCCUGCAGUCCCGGUCCGAGAGCCCGGCCUUGCUGCCUCCCCACGCGACCUUCGGGGAGCCCGGCUCCACGGCCCCGCUCCAGGCCGCCUUCCCCCACCUGCACCAUCGCGGCAGCGGCGGCGGCAGCCCCGGGACUGAGCCAAACGCUCGCGUGGAGGUGGCGCCCGAAUUCCUGUACCGCUGGAUGAAGCACGAACCGCUGGUGGCUGGCUACGUCCUGGAUGAGGAGGAAGACGAGGACGAGGAGGACGAGGGCGACUGUGGCGGCGCCCAGCGGGAGCAGGGCACCGGCGGCGAGCGAGAACUGGAGCCGCAGGCCCCGUCGCCUCCCGGGCCGCCCCCGCGCCACUACCUGGAGACCGCGGAGCCCGACGGGGAGGCGGAGGACCUGGAACCCGACAAGAGCACCAGCGAGGAAACGGGCUGCAGCAGCGGCGGCCCUUCUCCCGCGGGGGGCAGCCUGGAGCGCUACCUGGGCUACGAGCCCGAGAGCUUCGGGGGCGACAACCUCUACGUGUGCAUCCCCUGCGGGAAGGGCUUCCCCUCCUCUGAGCAGUUGAAUGCGCACGUGGAGGCGCACAACGAGGAGGACGAGCUGUACCGCAAGGAGGCGGCCGAGGCGGCGGCGGGGCAGGGCUCGCCGUACCUGGACAAGGCUCCCCAGCCGCCCGCGCCCCCUCCGCCCCCGCCGCCCUCGGGGGGCCCGCCCGGCUGCGACCUGCUGCGCCCCUACCGCUGCGCCUCCUGCGACAAGGCCUACAAGGACCCGGCAACGCUGCGCCAGCACGAGAAGACGCAUUGGCUGACGCGGCCCUACCCCUGCUCCAUCUGCGGGAAGAAGUUCACGCAGCGCGGCACCAUGACCCGCCACAUGCGCAGCCACCUGGGCCUCAAGCCCUUCGCCUGCGACGCCUGCGGGAUGCGCUUCACCCGCCAGUACCGGCUGACCGAGCACAUGCGCAUCCACUCGGGCGAGAAGCCCUACGAGUGCCAGGUGUGCGGGGGGAAGUUCGCCCAGCAGCGCAACCUGCUCAGCCACAUGAAGAUGCACGCAGCCGCCGCCGCCGGCCCUGACGGGAAGCUGAAGCUGGAUUUCCCCGAGGGAGUGCUGGCCAUGGCGCGGUUGGCUCAGCAGCCCCCGCCGGACAAGGAGCUCUUUCAGCACACCUCGCACUUCUUGGCCGCCGCCGCCGCUGCCGCCGCCGCCGCCGCAGACCCCAAGGCCGCCCUGGAAAGCCUCUACCUUGGGUUCAGCCCCGACAAGACGGCUGAGGUCUUUGCUCCGGGCGCCGUGGUGGGCGCCGCCCACCACCUGCACAACGACCACCACGCUCGGACCAUUGGCCGCUUCUCGCCCCCCUGACGCCCCUCUCACCGGGCCUGGGAGGCGCCCUUCCCGGGGCAGCGACUCGCUCUCCUUCCCGGAACUGGCCGCCUCGGGGGUGCCACCGGCACCAGGAUCGCCCACCGGCUGCGCGGCCGGCUCUUCCGCUGCGCUUUCGCGCUGCCCUUCACUCCUUUCCCGUCUCCCUCGGGCCCUCAACCUGGCUAUAUAGCAACUCGUCCCUACCUCAAAUGGUGCUCACCGCCCCCGAGCGCGGAGGUCGCCGGCUGCAGAGGAGGGGGCGCCGGGCAGAGUCUCACCUGCGCCAAAGGGGCGCUUCCGCGAGGCCUGCCGGGGCUCCGUGCGAACAGAGUUCCCUGCCCCGGGCGGGAGGCAAUGCGCUUUUCCAAAAGGGAGAAGGGCUCUUUCCAUCGGGCUGGUUCACGCCUCGCCCCCACUGGAGAAGAGCCUCCGUUUGUUGGGACGGGGAAGUAGGACGGGUGAGCCGGACUGAGUGUGCUGCCUCUCGACCCAGCCUGGAGAGGACCUAGCAGCAUAGGUAGCUGGCGAGGGCCAAGCCCCCCUCCAAUUUCGGCUGUCAGGUUGCCUAGCUGGGGUUCGAAGGGGGGGGUUCUCUGUAUCAGAGCCCCCUCUUUUGCCUCGUGGAGGGACGGAAAGGUGUGUCAAGCCGGCCUCUUGGUGAGACCCUCACAAAACGGCUCCUGAACAGGUGCGUGCCUCCCCUCCGAAGGCAGAAAAUGCUCGCAACGACACCCCUCCGGAACUCCGGAGCAAAGCUUCGCGAGAGUGGGGGAGGGGGCUUUCUUGUGCCAGCCAGAGCCUUUCCUGCCUUCCUGGGCUGGGGAGGGGCUCCCGCAUCCCCGGCAAGGCCCUCCAGCCCCAGAAAGCCUGAGAGGCACGGGAGCCCCAAAACGGCACCCGUCGAUUGCCUCCUCAAUGGCAGAAGAAUCCUGCCUGGCCUCAAGACCCCGGAAGGUGUGGGGGAGGGAGACGGUGCGGACCCCAGUCGGCCUGCUUGGACGGUCCUCGCUGCUGCGCUGGAGCCGCUGCCUUACAGGGAGGGAGGGAAGGUCUGGGCAGCUGGUUGAAAACUGCUGGUCCGGCCUUGGGAUGGGGGGAGGGGGUUUCCUCCAACUUGUAUUGCAAUGUGAAAAAAAGAGAGUGCCCCCACCCGCACCCCCUCCAUUGUGGGUCAAAGGGAACAAAGUGGAAGAGAGACUCUCCACCCUGGCCAGAAGGUGGCAGCACCUUCUCUGGGCUACAAAUGUACCCCCCUUCCCGUGAAGACCCCGACUUGCUUUCAGGAUGGGGCACCCAAGACCCCAAUAAUAUUUGACAAAGACAAAAUGCCAUCUAUUUGUCCGCUUCAUUGAGGAUAGGGGAGCUUUAUCUGGGGCUGAGCUUCCUGCCCCACUCCCUAGGCCCCAGAGGGUCUGUGCCUUGCCUCUGUGGGGCUAGCUACCUGCCCCCAGCCUCUGCUGCACUUGUGGGGGCGGGGUGUGUGUGUCUAGGCCAGCCCACCCAGCUACCCCUCUCCCCCCCACCCUUGACCCCAACGAACCACGGAAAAAUGUGAAACUGCUCUGUCUUUGCACACACCUCCUUGCCCCCCCCCCACCUUGGGCUGUGUCUUCAUCUGAGCCAGCUGCCUCUCCUCCCAGCCCUGAGAGGAGCCAGUGGGAGUCCCUCCCCAGGAGGGGGGACCCCAGCCAAAGGAAACUAAGCACCCAAAGGGGAAGUCUUCCGUGCCUUCUGCAGCCUUCGGGAAGGGAUGCAGGGUUUUUUUUGUAUCAGAGACCAAAAACCAAGUAACAUUUAAGCAUCCCGGAACAAAACAAAGCAAUAAAGU
Molecule: messenger RNA, 4719 nt
Organism: Ahaetulla prasina
Lineage: Eukaryota; Metazoa; Chordata; Lepidosauria; Squamata; Colubridae
Gene: HIC1
Product: HIC ZBTB transcriptional repressor 1
Exons: 2
Coding region: 735-2888 (717 amino acids)
Biological process (GO): regulation of transcription by RNA polymerase II
Cellular component (GO): nucleus
Molecular function (GO): protein binding; DNA-binding transcription factor activity, RNA polymerase II-specific; RNA polymerase II cis-regulatory region sequence-specific DNA binding
Source: RefSeq, a predicted model, not a curated record